Messenger RNA from Penicillium oxalicum, 249 nucleotides. RefSeq lists its product as uncharacterized. The record is from RefSeq and is a predicted model, not a curated record. Bases 1 to 249 code for a protein of 82 amino acids. Lineage: Eukaryota; Fungi; Ascomycota; Eurotiomycetes; Eurotiales; Aspergillaceae. The transcript has a single exon.
AUGUCCCAGGCGCAAGACGUUUGGAACGAGCAGCACUGGAGAACGUGGACGUGGCGGAGAAGAAAAGAAAGUCUCGACGGCGACAGAGAAGUAAAGCGACAGCCUAGAUCUCGCUCCUCCAAAGGACUAUUGUUUUGGGUCGCCGAGGGCGUGGAAUGCCUGGCCUUGAAGCCAAGGGAUCAGCCCGAGAAAGGUAUGCGCACCGGCACCGUACAAUCUCUGGACCACACCACGAAUUUCUCGGGUUGA